ACUGCGCUUCCCUUUCUCUCCCAAAGCUGCGUUUUCUUCCUGCAAACUGAGCAAACACCUCAAGCAAUCGAUCAGUUCUUAUUGAAGCAGAAAGACCUUUAUUAGGAGCAGUCAAAAUGUCGAGAAAAGGUUUGAUGGAGCAAGACUUAAGUAAGCUGGAUGUAACAAAGUUGCAUCCACUCUCUCCUGAAGUUAUAUCUCGGCAGGCUACUAUAAAUAUUGGCACUAUAGGGCAUGUGGCACAUGGGAAGUCAACAGUUGUGAAAGCUAUAUCUGGCGUUCAGACUGUUCGUUUUAAAAAUGAGUUGGAGCGUAAUAUUACUAUUAAGCUUGGAUAUGCAAAUGCAAAGAUAUACAAAUGUGAAGAUGAACGUUGCCCUCGUCCUAUGUGCUACAAGGCAUAUGGUAGUGGAAAGGAGGAUAGUCCUCUUUGUGAUGUGCCAGGCUUUGAAAACUGCAGGAUGAAGUUGCUGAGACAUGUAUCUUUUGUAGAUUGCCCGGGUCACGAUAUUCUCAUGGCUACCAUGCUUAAUGGAGCUGCAAUUAUGGAUGGUGCAUUACUUCUCAUAGCUGCCAAUGAAAGCUGUCCACAACCUCAAACUUCUGAGCAUCUGGCUGCUGUUGAAAUCAUGCGACUCCAGCAUAUUAUAAUUCUCCAAAACAAGGUUGAUCUUAUUCAAGAGAAUGUAGCCAUCAACCAGCAUGAAGCAAUUCAGAAAUUUAUUCAGGGUACUGUUGCUGAUGGUGCACCAGUGGUACCAAUUUCUGCACAGUUAAAAUAUAAUAUCGAUGUUGUCUGCGAGUACAUUGUUAAGAAGAUCCCUAUUCCAGAGAGAAACUUUGUCUCACCCCCUAACAUGAUUAUCAUCCGAUCAUUUGAUGUCAAUAAGCCAGGGUUUGAGGUUGAUGAGAUUAAAGGUGGUGUUGCUGGUGGAAGUAUACUUAGGGGUGUUUUGAAGGUGAACCAAUUUAUUGAAGUUCGUCCUGGGAUUUUUCAUAAGGAUGAAAAUGGGAACAUCAAAGCUGCACCCAUAUAUUCCAGAAUAGUCUCACUGUUUGCUGAACAAAAUGAACUACAAUUUGCCGUUCCAGGAGGUCUGAUUGGUGUAGGAACAACUAUGGACCCAACUUUGACACGUGCUGAUAGGUUGGUGGGUCAAGUCCUAGGAGAGGUUGGGUCACUCCCAGAAGUUUUUGUUGAGCUUGAGGUAAACUUCUUCCUUCUUCGAAGGCUUCUUGGUGUUAGGACAAAGGGCUCAGAGAGGCAGGGGAAGGUCUCAAAGCUGGCCAAGGGAGAGAUCCUAAUGUUGAACAUUGGUUCUAUGUCAACUGGGGCUCGAGUCAUAGCUGUAAAGAACGAUUUGGCAAAGCUGCAACUCACAUCUCCUGUGUGCACCAGCAAGGGAGAGAAGAUUGCACUAAGUCGGCGUGUUGAGAAGCACUGGCGUCUAAUUGGAUGGGGCCAAAUUCAAGCUGGAACAACCCUUGAGGUUCCACCCUGCCCCCUUUGAGCAUCGAUAAAACAGGUAGAGACAGAAGCAAAAACAUCAGUAGAAAAGGCACAAGAAACGAUUUUUUAUUGAAAUGUGGGAAGGCAGACGAGAUCUUGGUACUAUUUUUGUCAGAUGGAGAAGAAAACAUUUGUUUGGAUAAAUUUCAUCACUGUGUAUGUUGUUCUUUUUCCCCUGUUAUCUGCUGUUGGGGAACUUGAUUGUUCCUUACGAACCAUUUUGGAGUUUUGUUUCCUGGGAGUCUUUUAAACUAGGCGGAAGCAUGGAGUUUUUACUGGGCUAUAUCGCCGGCAGACAAUGUUGGAAAUUAGAGUUGAGAGAAGUUGUUGCCUGAAACCUGUGUUGCUGUCUUCAUGAAGCCAUAUAUGAUAUGCCUAAGGCUGAGGGGUUAUAUGUUAAUCACUUGAGCCCCAAUCUUGCACUUUU
Messenger RNA from Theobroma cacao (cacao), 1937 nucleotides. RefSeq names its product eukaryotic translation initiation factor 2 subunit gamma-like. Gene Ontology annotation, biological process: formation of translation preinitiation complex. Gene Ontology annotation, molecular function: tRNA binding; translation initiation factor activity; GTP binding. The record is from RefSeq and is a predicted model, not a curated record. Gene Ontology annotation, cellular component: eukaryotic translation initiation factor 2 complex; cytosol. NCBI's taxonomy places the organism in Eukaryota, Viridiplantae, Streptophyta, Magnoliopsida, Malvales, Malvaceae.